AUGGUCGCAACGGAUGGUCUCAUCGCAGCCCCCCCACAGCGGCAGAAUCGUCGUCGAGAGCGUCCCGGGUCGAGAAGUCGACGGAUCCUCACCCGAAAAGCAAACCUCCAGUACGAGCUCCACGAAGGUCUCCUCGAUGCCCACGACGCCUCCAUCCAGCUCCCGUCUGACAAGACCCGCUCCUCGCCGCUCCUGCGCCAGAGCUUCGAUCAGAGCUGGCAGCGGUGGCAAGCUCGAAGAACGGAGGAGAAAGCCCUCGCGGAGUUGGACAAGCGGUGGUUGGAGCAAGAGCAGUUGGUGAUGUUUGGGGGCGAGCUGGGAGACGACGUGAGUCUGAUACCCGAUACCGCGAUGCUGGGCGUUGUUGUCAGUCUCUUCGGGGACAUCGACUACAUCGAUCCCUGA
This is a messenger RNA of Drepanopeziza brunnea f. sp. 'multigermtubi' MB_m1, 405 nucleotides long. RefSeq lists its product as uncharacterized. Lineage: Eukaryota; Fungi; Ascomycota; Leotiomycetes; Helotiales; Drepanopezizaceae. The record is from RefSeq and is a predicted model, not a curated record.